AUGGACAAUGAGGUUACCACUUGCACCAGCAAGCCUUGUCUUCAUGGUGCCAGAUGUUCUAUAUCAGGAACCAGCCCUAGUUGUGAAUGUUUAGAUGGAUAUUCGGGAAAAUUGUGUGAAGUGACACCAUGCAGCAGCGAUCCUUGUGUAAAUUCUGGAUUAUGCUUCCCUGCAAAUGAAAGCUAUGUAUGUGCUUGUCCGACAGGAUAUACUGGCAAACGUUGUGAAGUUGAUUCAUGUGAUUGUUUUCCUUGUGUUAAUGGAGGAACAAAAUCUGUCAGUGUUCAUGUAGAAGUGGCUUCUCUGGGUCAUCAUGUGAAGAUGUUUGUCUAUCUUGUUCCAGUGACACCAUGCAGCAGUAGUCCGUGUGUGAAUUCUGGAUCAUGCUUAAAUGUCAAUGGCAGCUAUCUUUGUGUUUGUCCUAAAGGAUACUCUGGCAAAUUAUGUGAAGUAACACCUUGUAGUAACCAGCCUUGUUUUCACGAUAGUAGUUGUUCUAUCUCAGGACACAGCUUCAGUUGCAGUUGUUCAAAGGGAUAUUCGGGUAAACUAUGUGAAGUGAUACCAUGUAGCAGUAGUCCGUGUGUAAAUUCUGGAUCAUGCUUAAAUGUCUAUGGCAGCUAUCUAUGUGCGUGUCCCAAAGGAUACUCUGGCAAAUUAUGUGAAGGUAUAAAUUACUGA
Molecule: messenger RNA, 681 nt
Organism: Mytilus californianus (California mussel)
Lineage: Eukaryota; Metazoa; Mollusca; Bivalvia; Mytilida; Mytilidae
Product: fibropellin-3-like
Exons: 7
Coding region: 1-681 (226 amino acids)
Biological process (GO): establishment or maintenance of epithelial cell apical/basal polarity; heterophilic cell-cell adhesion
Cellular component (GO): plasma membrane; protein-containing complex
Molecular function (GO): calcium ion binding
Source: RefSeq, a predicted model, not a curated record